GGCUGUGUGUGGGGGUGUCACUGUGUCACUGGGCUAUGUCUGUGGGGGUGUCACCGGGCUGUGUGUGGGGGUGUCACUGUGUCACUGGGCUGUGUCUGUGGAGGUGUCACCGGGCUGUCUGUGGGGGUGUCUGUGGGGGUGUCACUGUGUGCCGCGCGCGGCCGACAGGGGGCGCUCCAUGCCAGCCCCGCCCCGCCCCGCUCACGUUCCCGCCAUGCCCCGCGGCGGGGCAACAUGGCUGCACCCAUGGCCGCGGCGGCGGCGCGGGCCGUGCACUGGCCUGUGAGGGCCGCGGCGGUCGGGCCGCUCCUGCUGCGCCCAGCCCCGCUCCCGGGCGGCCGGGCCGCCGCUCUCUCCGCCCGCUGUAGCGGCAGCAGCUCCGCGCUCGGCGGCAGCUCCGCGCUCGGCAGCCUCCUGGGCGUCCCCGCCCCGAAACCCAGCGGCCUCCUGCGCCAGCACCCGCCGCCCGUGGCCACCAGCAAAGAGGAACAAACCCGCCUGUUACGGUAUCAGCCUGACCAGCCCCAGAACCCCAAGGUCUUAAGAAUCGCCAUCGUUGGAGCACCCAAUGCGGGGAAAUCCACCCUCUCCAAUCAGCUCUUGGGCAGAAAGGUUUUCCCUGUCUCUAAGAAAGUGCACACAACCCGCUGCAAAGCACGAGGUGUUGUCACCCAUGAAGACACACAGCUGAUCAUUCUGGACACACCUGGCCUCACUAAUCGCGUGAAAGCCAAAAGACAUAAUCUAGAGGAAGCCAUGCUGACAGACCCGAAGGACAGCAUGAAACAUGCGGAUUUAGUUCUGGUUUUGGUGGAUGUGUCGGAUCACUGGACACGCAACUGCCUGAGCAAGGAGGUGCUGAAGUGUCUCUCUGAAUUUCCCCACAUCCCCAGUGUCCUGGUUCUGAACAAGGUGGAUCUGCUAAAGAAGAAGUUUCUCCUGCUGGAAAUAGCAACUGAGUUAACAGAGGGAGUUCUAAAUGGAAAGAAACUGGAAGUGAGAUCUGCAAUUAAGGAUAAUUCCAGUUCUUCAGCAAAGCCUCCUCCUCAAAUGGCUCAGGCUCCUCCACCUGGGAACAAGGCCCCUGGGUCUCACUAUGUGCAGGAGGAUGGAGGCCAGGAGGACUGUGGUGUGGCCGGCACCAGUGAUGUGGGGGCUUCUAUGUCCAAUCCUGUCACAGAAGCAGCACAAGGGCCAAAGCCCUGUGGACCCAGAGAUCUAAAAAAUAGGAAAGGCUGGCCCUGCUUCCAGGAGAUCUUCAUGCUGGCAGCUCUCCAUGGGGAGGAGGUGGAUACCCUUAAGCAAUACCUCCUGAUGCAAGCCAAGCCAGGCCCUUGGGAGUUUCACAGUGGAGUCUUGACCAGCCAGUCACCUCGAGAGAUCUGUGUUAACAUCAUCAGGGAGAAGGUACUGGAGUACCUGCCCCAGGAAGUGCCCUACGGCGUGACUCAGGUGACAGAGAUGUGGGAAGAAGGACCGAGUGGGGAGCUCCUCAUCGUGCAGAACCUCUUGGUCUCAAGGAAAUCUCACAUGCCAAUGUUGAUUGGAAGAAGAGGAGAGUUAAUCAGCAGGAUUGCUCAGGAGGCCUCCCAGGACCUGAUGAACGUUUUUCUCUGUGAUGUCCGCUUGAAGCUCAAGGUGGAAGUGAAGAGUUGAGCUCUGUCUGUGUUCUAACAGCCCUUUGAGCUCUCUAGUUGUGCAGAGAAACUGGUCCUGUGUUCUGCAGGCAUCUUGGCACCUUUGCUCAAUCCAGAAACAAGUGGAUGAUGGAAUCCAUGUCAUGGGCUGAAGUAGAAUGUUACUCUUGGAGGGAAUGGCCCAAACUGACCUAAAACCCCCAGACUUUGUAUGGCACCUGAUCUUGUGGAAUCUGGGGACAGACAGUGGAGAACCAGCUGCAGGUGUGAUUCUGGUACUGUGUUUCUAGAGCUGUCACCCAUUUCUUUUGGACCACAUCCUGCAUCCUUCCUGUCAAGUGUUUCUGCCUGGAUGUUCAGGAGCAUCUCCUUUCCUUUGGUGGACAAAGGGUUUUGCAGUCAAGGACUGUCAGCACAUGUGUAUCAUCUCUUCUGAAGGCUGAAUUGUUGCAGCAGUGGUUGUGCAGGAGGAGGAGGAGGAAGUUACCCCCACCCAUGUCUCCUGUUGGCUGUGUUCCCUUCCCCUUGGGAGUUCCUGGGUGUGAGGAUGUGACUGUGCAUCGAGCCAGUUUUCUCCAGGCAGCCUGAGCAAAGAGGUUUGUAGCUGAAACCCUCUUUAAUGAGGGAGACAGAAGGAACUUCAAGGCCAGAGUUUCCCAACUCCUGCCUGAAAGCCCUUAUCACAACCUCAUGUGCACCGUCCUCUGAAAUGUCUGCCAGCUGCUGCUCUCAACCUCUUCUUUGGUACUUUGUCAAAAUGUUCAUUCCUUCACUUUCCCCAUCAUCUUUUCCUCCACCUUGCUCAGCAGUUUGCUGCUUCUGGCACACAGCACUGCCUCCAGAGAGCUUGGUCUGGUCACGGCCUUGUCCAAAUGGCUUCCUAGAGAACCAAGAAAGGGAACAUAGGGGGCAUGUGCUCUCCCUGACCACUGCUGAGAGGAGCAGGGAGGGCAGAGAAUGGCUUUCUGGAGCGUGUUAAUCAGAGAGGGGAGCACAGCAGGGAACAGGGCCCUUUAUACCUCUACACAUCUUGUUUCUGGUGCCCAGUGGGGUCCUGCCUGGCCACCCAUCUGAAUGUUUGGCUAGUGAAUGGAUGCUGAGUGGUUUAGGCUGAAGAUGUUAACAGUGUCUUCUACGUCCUUGCUUCUUCAGAAGGGUGUGUUUGGCAUGCAGCACCACAGCAGCCCGCCUUUCUUAGGCAUGUGAAGAGUUCCAAGCACCAAGGUUACUUUGGAGUCAUUACUUUCUGCACUAUGGUCACAGACACAAACACAGGGGCUGGUCCCAGCGGGGAAGAGCCUGAAGUGGGAAGAGCAGGGGCUUCUGCAGCCCGGGGUUGGUGAGGAGUUGGGACACUGCGAGCCACUGAAUGCUGCUCCCCGACUUUUGUACUUCCCUCCCAAUAAAACGAGGUCCCAGCACAA
Colius striatus (speckled mousebird) is the source of this 3061-nucleotide messenger RNA. It is a transcript of the gene ERAL1, whose product is annotated as Era like 12S mitochondrial rRNA chaperone 1. The transcript has 11 exons. Gene Ontology annotation, biological process: ribosomal small subunit assembly. Lineage: Eukaryota; Metazoa; Chordata; Aves; Coliiformes; Coliidae. The record is from RefSeq and is a predicted model, not a curated record. Gene Ontology annotation, cellular component: mitochondrial matrix. Gene Ontology annotation, molecular function: ribosomal small subunit binding; GTP binding; rRNA binding. Bases 235 to 1656 code for a protein of 473 amino acids.